Necator americanus (New World hookworm) is the source of this 501-nucleotide messenger RNA. RefSeq lists its product as uncharacterized. The record is from RefSeq and is a predicted model, not a curated record. Lineage: Eukaryota; Metazoa; Nematoda; Chromadorea; Rhabditida; Ancylostomatidae. The coding region runs from base 1 to 501 and encodes 166 amino acids. The transcript has a single exon. Gene Ontology annotation, molecular function: nucleic acid binding.
AUGCCGGAUCCUUUCGUGGAAGGUGAAAUCCAUGAGAAGAAGGUCAUGCUGAGCCCCUUGUGGGGAGUUCAUGGAAUCUACAGUUUCGAACUGCUGCCGGACAACACGACAGCUACUGCCGAGGUCUACUGCGCUCAAUUGCAAAGAUUGGCCGACAAUAUUCGCAAGGAGCACCCGAAGCUUGACAACGUUCGCCUGCUGCACGAUAACGCGCGCCCUCACAUAGCGAAGAAGACUUUCCAGAAAAUUCUGGAGCUCGGAUGGGAAGUUGUACCGCACCCACCGUACAGCCCGGACCUGGCUCCGAGCGACUACCACCUCUUCCUUUCGCUUCAGCAUCACCUGGAAGAGAAGCGCUACGAUGAUCGUGACCACCUCGAAAAUGACCUUCGGGCUUUGUUCGCCUGCAAGUCGCCAGAGUUCUUCGUCAAAGGAAUCCGUGACCUUGUGAGACGUUGGCACAAGGUUGUCGAUGUUGAUGGGGAUUAUUUCGUCGAAUAA